Messenger RNA from Cynocephalus volans (Philippine flying lemur), 1577 nucleotides. It is a transcript of the gene CATSPERT, whose product is annotated as C2 calcium dependent domain containing 6. The record is from RefSeq and is a predicted model, not a curated record. The coding region runs from base 3 to 1577 and encodes 524 amino acids. Lineage: Eukaryota; Metazoa; Chordata; Mammalia; Dermoptera; Cynocephalidae. The transcript has 13 exons.
GGAUGCAGCCGCCCCAAGAGACACAUAGGCUUUCAACCACAAUUGAUAACCGCGGUGGGCGAAUCCAUUCCCUGUUCACAUCCCCCGUACUUCAGAGGACUCCCCAUGGUAGCCCGGAUACCACGCACGUCAGAGGGUCGGAAGUUUCUUCGGUCCGUUACGUCCAGGACCAUGGCAGGGCGGCCCUACCCAAGGACAAGGACAAGGAUAACAAGGAGAGCACAGGGCGCCGGCUGCUGAACAUGCUGAGAAAAACUCUUAAAGGGUCUGAGAGUGAAGAACGGGAAGUAGUACCUGAGAUACCAACUUUGGAGCCAUUUGGGGAUGUGGUUGGCUGCCUGGCUGUUCAUAUAAAGAAUUGUGGACAUUUUACGCCUAAGAUCAGUUUACUACAUUACACUAAUUUAUUCAUUCGCAUCUCUAUAAACAAUGUUGUGAAAUAUACAAAAUUUCGUAGCUUGCUGUCCAAAAACAAUGAAAAGAACACUGCACUUAAGUUUGGUGAAAUAAAGUAUUUCUCUGUACAGGUUCCUAGGCGUCAAGAUGAUGAACGGAAUAAUAUUCACUUGGAACUAAUGCAAUAUGACAAUAUAAAAAAAAAUCCUCUCUUAUUAGGGAGUGUUCAGGUACAUCUUUAUGAAGUAAUUCAGAAAGGGUGCUUUACUGAGGAAUUCGGAAUGUUGAAUAAAAACACAUUUAUCUGCAGGCUGGAGGUGGAAUUUAUGUUUUCCUAUGGAAACUUUGGUUAUGGAUUUUCACAUCAGUUAAAACCUCUUCAGAAAAUUAUUGAGCCAUCCAUGUUUAUGAAUAUUGCACCACCUCCAGAAAGAACAGAUCCUGAGACAAAUGUUAUUAUACCACAGCCAGUAGAAUAUCCAGCAUUCUUAUCCCCAGACCUGAAAGUUACUGUGGGGAUUCCAAGUUCUGUGCACCACUCCAACCAGCCAUCUGUAGUGCGACUUGAAAAACUUCAACAACAACCCCGGGAAAGGCUGGAAAAAAUGAAAAAAGAAUAUAGAAAUCUGAGUACAUGGGUAGAAAAAGCUGGCUAUUUAGAAAAUAUUCUUAACCCAAAAUUGGAACAUAAAGAUUCUAAGAAAAGUAAUACAAAUGAGGAACCUGAAAGCAUGGAUAAUAAUCAAUCUGGAGAGAAGCCUGAAAAUAUUGUAACAUUACAUGUCCCUCUUGUAAACAAGGAAGCUGAAACCACUCCAAGUGAGCUACUGAAUACUUAUAAUAAGAAAGGCCUGACUAUACCGACUGUGAACCAAUUGGACCAAGAUGAUUCAACUGCUGUUGCUCCUAAAAGGGUUGAAUCAGCACUUCUAACCAUGGAUCCUCCAGUGCACAUUAUUCCUAGCCUGGAAAUAACAGAAGAGGACAAAACACCACCUUUAGAGGAAUACCCAUCAGGAGCUGUGCCAGAUGAAAAAAUGAAAUAUGCAUUAUUUCCACCAGAAGUGAAAUUGAGAGAUAAAUAUUCAGGGAUUUUAAGAACAAACUCAUCUGCAUCAGAGGUAAAGUUGAGAAUUAUCUGUAUAAAUCCAGAGAGAGUCAGGAGGAGGAACUUAGAUUAA